AUGUCUCAUCAAGGUCCUCACGAAUGUCCAAAGGAUGGUCCACAUGGCGGCCACGAUUGCCAUUGUGAAGGAAAGAAGGACGGUCCACAUGGUGGUCCAGGUCAUGAAUGUCACAAAGGCGAACACAAGGAUUGUGGAUGCCAUGGCAGUCCAAAGGAUGGUCCACAUGGUGGCCCAAAUGAAGGACCACAUCACUAA
Messenger RNA from Trichomonas vaginalis G3, 198 nucleotides. RefSeq lists its product as uncharacterized. The transcript has a single exon. Bases 1 to 198 code for a protein of 65 amino acids. Lineage: Eukaryota; Parabasalia; Trichomonadida; Trichomonadidae. The record is from RefSeq and is a predicted model, not a curated record.